UUGUUUUUUUAUGUACUAUUUCAGGCGUACCUUCCGCGCGACACACCCGAGCCUCUGCGCAUAUACAGAGAUGAAGAGCUCGUAAACCUCCGAGGAAAAGGGACAGGUGUCCUAAAAGAAUGGGACCGAGUUUAUGACUAUGCAUACUACAAUGACUUGGGAAGCCCCGAAAAAGGUAAAGACUACGAACGUCCCGUGCUCGGCGGCACACAGUAUCCCUACCCUCGUCGAGGAAGAACAGGUCGUCCACCCAACAAAAAAGACGAUAGGUUCAAUCAAAUCAAGCUUUCGGACUUCAUUGCGUAUGCGCUUAAGUCUCUCGGUCAAGUACUGGUCCCUGAGGUUAAGGCUGUGUUUGACAAAACUAUAAACGAGUUCGACUCAUUCCAGGACGUGCUUGAUUUGUAUGAGGGAGGGAUUAAGCUGCCAGCUGGCUACAUGCUGAGUAAAAUACGAGAGCACGUCCCUUGGGAGCUGGUGAAGGAGCUCGUUCGUUCGGAUGGAGAACGGUUUCUUAAGUUUCCAAUGCCUGAUGUCAUAAAAGAGGAUAGAACAGCAUGGAGGACUGAUGAGGAGUUUGGACGUGAAAUGCUGGCUGGGGUGAACCCUGUUGUUAUUCGACGUCUACUGGAGUUUCCACCGACUAGCAAACUUGAUCGUGCGCAGUAUGGGAAUCAGGAUAGUACCAUCACAAGAGAAGAUGUUGAGAAAAACAUGAAUGGGCUGACUGUGGAACAAGCCAUCGAGAACAACAAGCUCUUCAUACUCGACCAUCACGACUCACUAAUGCCGUACCUCAGGCGAAUCAACACAACCACCACAAAGACUUACGCCACACGCACGAUCCUUCUUCUCCAAGAAAACGACACACUAAAGCCACUGGCAAUAGAACUAAGCUUACCCCACAACAAUGGAGACUCACGUGGAGCAGUCAGCAAGGUAUUCACCCCGUGUGACAAUGGAGUCGGGAAUUCAAUUUGGCAGCUGGCUAAAGCUUAUGUGGCGGUUAAUGACUCGGGCUACCACCAGCUCAUAAGCCACUGGCUAAACACUCAUGCGGUGAUCGAGCCAUUUGUGAUGGCGACUAAUAGACAGCUUAGCGUGCUCCACCCAAUAUACAAGCUACUGAAGCCACAUUUUCGUGACACGAUACACAUAAACGCCUUAGCCCGGCAAAUACUCAUUAAUGCAGGCGGCAUACUUGAGAAGACUGUGUUCCCAGCUAGAUAUUCUAUGGAAAUGUCUUCCUUCAUUUACAGGGACUGGAAUUUUACCGAGCAGGCUCUCCCUGUUGAUCUUAUCAAAAGNUUUUUUGAACUGUUAGGAAUAGCAAUCCCAGACGAGACUCGGCCCCACGGCCUAAAACUCCUAAUCGAGGACUACCCGUAUGCAGUCGACGGGCUCGAUAUCUGGUCAACCAUCGAGUCUUGGGUCAACGACUACUGCCAUUUUUACUACCCAACAGACGACAAAGUUCGUGAAGACACCGAGCUCCAGUCCUGGUGGAAAGAGCUUCGCGAAGUCGGGCACGCUGACAUCAGCGACAAGCCCUGGUGGCCCAAAAUGCACACAAAAUCCGAUCUCGCCAGCUCGUGCACAAUCAUCAUUUGGGUAGCCUCAGCUCUCCACGCAGCCGUAAACUUCGGUCAGUACCCUUACGCGGGAUAUUUACCAAACCGCCCCACCGUCAGCCGCAAACUAAUGCCCGAGCCCGGGACUCCCGAGUUUGCUGAGCUGGAGUCGAGCCCGGAUUCGGCUUUUUUGAAAACGAUAACAGCACAGUUUCAAACUCUGCUUGGAGUGUCGCUUAUUGAAAUAUUGUCGAGGCACUCGACUGACGAGAUUUAUCUCGGGCAGAGGGAGAGUCCGAAAUGGACGGCGGAUAGUGGGCCACUCGAGGCUUUCGGGAGGUUUGGUGAGGCUUUGGUGGAGAUUGAGAAGAGGAUUGUGGAGAGGAACUUUGACGGAAGGUUCCGGAAUAGGUGUGGGCCUGUUAAGGUUCCGUAUACCUUGUUGUACCCGAACACGUCGGAUUAUACGAGGAGUGGAGGGUUGACUGGCAAGGGGAUUCCGAACAGUGUUUCGAUGUGAAAGUACCGAUUUUUUUUUUUCGACCAACGGUUGUUAGGUGUUUGUGCGGAGUUUGGUGUCAAUAGUGUGGUAUGCAUAAUGAUUUGCUUUACAUGUCAAUCAAAUGUGUGAUGAAUGGGGUUAUUCUUACUGGAGUCUGAAGAUAGAAACUAGAAAAGGAUGUGGAAUGAAAAUUAGUGCAACUUUUUUUUUUUCAGUUGUGUGAAGAAAAAUUGUACCAAAUGCAGAGCACACUGAAUAAAAUCAGUUUCUCUCAAAUCCAAAGGUAAAUAAAU
Messenger RNA from Striga asiatica, 2366 nucleotides. Lineage: Eukaryota; Viridiplantae; Streptophyta; Magnoliopsida; Lamiales; Orobanchaceae. The record is from the annotation of a GenBank genome assembly.